AUGGAUUCGCAGUCCCGCUGCGUGGUGGUGACGGGUUUUGGGCCCUUCCGGCAGCACCUGGUGAAUUCCAGUUGGGAAGCGGUGAAGGAACUCUCCAAGCUGGGUUUAGGGGUGGACACUGACAUAGAACUUCGAACUCUGCAGCUGCCUGUGGAUUACAGGGAGGUAAAACAGAGGCUCACCACAAUCUGGGAAGAUUUUCAACCACAACUUGCUGUGCAUGUGGGCGUGGACACUUCCAGCAAGGCCAUCUUUCUGGAACAGUGUGGUAAGAACAGAGGCUAUCGGGAUUCAGAUGUAAGAGGCUUCCAGCCCGAGGAUGGAGUGUGCCUCCCAGGUGGCCCCGAAGUGAUGCUGUCUGUUGUCAACAUGAAGGAGGUCUGCCGGCGUGUUGCUCUUAAGGGUGUCGAAGUGUCCUUUUCCCGAGAUGCGGGCAGGUACCUCUGCGAUUACACCUACUACCUGUCUCUGCACCUUGGAAUGGGGCAUGCGGCGCUUAUCCAUGUCCCUCCUCUGUCGCACUGGCUCUCAGCCAGCCUUCUGGGCAAAGCCUUGCAAGUCAUCAUCCAAGAAAUGCUGGAAGAAAGUGGGGAAGUCCAGACUCAAAGUACAGCCGCUUAAGGGAAGCAGCAGGGGGAGAUGCCUUCUUUAGAUGGAAUGUUUCAGGCUUGGGUGGAGA
Messenger RNA from Mastomys coucha (southern multimammate mouse), 679 nucleotides. It is a transcript of the gene Pgpep1l, whose product is annotated as pyroglutamyl-peptidase I like. The record is from RefSeq and is a predicted model, not a curated record. Gene Ontology annotation, biological process: proteolysis. Gene Ontology annotation, molecular function: pyroglutamyl-peptidase activity. Lineage: Eukaryota; Metazoa; Chordata; Mammalia; Rodentia; Muridae. The transcript has 5 exons. Bases 1 to 621 code for a protein of 206 amino acids. Gene Ontology annotation, cellular component: cytosol.